Pedinophyceae sp. YPF-701 is the source of this 570-nucleotide messenger RNA. The record is from the annotation of a GenBank genome assembly. NCBI's taxonomy places the organism in Eukaryota, Viridiplantae, Chlorophyta, Pedinophyceae.
AUGAUCGCCGCGAGGUUCAGCACCGCCCAGGCGAAGGUGGCCUCGGCCCAGGUGGCCAAGGCCCGCCAGGCCCGUGCGCGCACGGUCGUCGUCCGCGCGGAGGGCGAGGCCCCUGCCGCGAAGAAGGAGGCGCCCGCGCCGUGGACGCCCCCGGCGCUCGACCCCAACGCGCCGGCCCCGAUCUUUGGUGGGUCCACGGGCGGCCUGCUGCGCAAGGCCCAGGUCGAGGAGUUCUACGUGUGCUCGUGGGAGGGCAAGAAGGAGUGCAUCUUCGAGAUGCCCACGGGCGGGGCGGCCAUCAUGCGCAAGGGCCCCAACCUCCUGAAGCUCGCGCGCAAGGAGCAGGCCAUGGCCCUCGUUACCCAGCUGCGCACCAAGUUCAGGACCGACGGCACCAUCCACAGGGUGUUCCCCAACGGCGAGGUGCAGUACCUGCACCCCAAGGACGGCGUGUACCCGGAGAAGGUGAACAAGGGCCGCACGGGCGCCAACCAGAACGCCCGGCGCAUUGGCCAGAACACCAACCCCGCGGCCAUCAAGUUCACCGGCAACGCCCCCCAGGACCUGUGA